This is a messenger RNA of Brassicogethes aeneus, 702 nucleotides long. Lineage: Eukaryota; Metazoa; Arthropoda; Insecta; Coleoptera; Nitidulidae. The record is from the annotation of a GenBank genome assembly.
AAAACGUUUAAUUAUAAUUUAAAUAGGAUAUACAUUACGAAAAUAUCUUUAUUAAGUAAUAAACAUUUGAAAUGAGCAGAUACAAAGUAUUAUUAGUUAUUUUUUCCCUUGUGUGCAUAUCUUUUGGAAAGAUCAUUCAAGGGCAAACAAAUGAAGAACAAAGUCAGGUUAAAAAUGCCCAUAAAAACUGUCAAAAUGAUGCAAAUACUUACGUGGAACCCAUCUUACUUGAAGCAAUGUCCAAAGGCACACUCUCUGAGGAUCCCCAGUUAAAAUUACACAUGUUAUGUCUUGCCAAAGGUUUAAAUAUAAUCGACAAAAUUGGCCACCUGAAUAAGGAUUUCAUGAAACAAAAAUUCUUGUCACAUUACGAAGGAGACGAUUUAAAGGAGAUGGAGAAAUGUUUGGAGGAAAAAACUAGCCCUGAGGAAACAGCAUGGGAGUUUUAUAAAUGCCACUUUAGCACUGCAAAAAAACUGUUACAAAAACAAAUUAGAGUUAAAUAAAGUUAUACAGGGUGAGCCAACAGUCACGACUGAAUGUAAAUCAAACAUAACCUUUUUAUUUGUUUAUUAAUUGCUUAGGUAUAUUUUACGCCCAAUCCAAAAAUUCAAGCUAGCCUGAAAAAAAUGCUCAAAAAUAGUAUUGAGCGACGAAUAUUUCCCAAAUCCGAAAUAUCGCUUUUAUAAGGCUAUUGAGCGU